This is a messenger RNA of Pseudo-nitzschia multistriata, 1490 nucleotides long. Lineage: Eukaryota; Bacillariophyta; Bacillariophyceae; Bacillariales; Bacillariaceae. The record is from the annotation of a GenBank genome assembly.
GCAGUUUCUUUUGCUGGGUUGAAAGAUGAAUGUUYUACGAAUUGCACGCUGGAUAUUCUUUUCCUCAGUCAAAUCUCUUCUACAUACAGCAUGGUAYACGCACGCCUUUCYKYUAGAGUUCCAUCGCACCGAUCAGGACGGUAUUGUGCCGCAAAGAAGUGGUUGUUUCUAUUCUUCUUAUUUCUUUCUUUGAGUCAAGGGCAUUUGCCUCGUGUUGUCCUCGCGUGUCUUGUUUUUGUCGUGUCGCCAAGGCUCUCCCUCUCUCCCACAAUGUAUGUAUUCUGCUCAUUUCCUCCGUCGCAAGCGCAGCGAAGGAGCGCUUGGUUUAUUCGUCGUCUUCGUCCCAUUGGUUGUCCUUCCGCCGGAUUUCGGUGAUUCCCGAAAUCGUGGUGGCAUCUUCCCUCGCAUCGCCCACCACCUCGACGUCUACGAUGUUUGCAUCCCCGUCGCUGCUGCCGAGCAGGCACGCCGCGACGGCGGCCAGCAGGUCGGAAAAUCCCAGUUCCACGGCCAGCUYGUCCAGCAAGUCCGGUCGCUCGGCCAGGCCCAGAUUUCCACCGUCGGCGCUUGCUUUCUGCUCGUAGGCCUCCCACUUUGCGGCCGGGCACACGCCGGUGUUUUCCUUCAGCACCUGGGCGGCCCGGGCGCCGACGUCGGCGUUCAGGGCCGCGAUGAGUUCGGGUCGAUCCUGGAGCUCUUGAUCCGGUGCCAGCAUGUCCUGGUACUUGUCCCAGAGGUCRGGCGCCAACCUGGCACCCUUGCAGACCUGCUCCAACCGAUCGGCCUUGCACUUGUUCAGGAGCAAUCCCAGUUCGAACAUGAGGUCCGGCCGGUCCUUCAUCUCCUGGCCGUCCUCCAGCUUGGCGAGGUACUCGUUCCAGGURUCGGGAAUGAUUGCGGUGCACUCGACCUCUAGCUGCUGGGCGCCGGCGGGGACAAGGACCGCGGCGGCAAUGUAGGUGAGGCCGGCCAGCAAGAAGGCAAUGGCCGUGAUGCCCAGGGCAAUGUUCUGGACCAAUUCUCCAACAUUGGAGUUGAAAAGACUGGAUGGAUUGGGAACACCGGCAGUGGCUGCCGCAGCUGCUACUGCUUCGGGAUCGAGGGAGACAUCCGAAACCAGGAAAAACUGAUCGAGAGACGGARACGAAGAAGCCGAAGUGGUUCCGAUGCUGAGUUUUAGCUGGGCCGUGUUUGCGAUGGUGCUGUGCGUGGGCAGAAACGCUGACGCCGCCGGAAGGAGGAGAACCCACGCCAGUAAUCUCAAURAUACCAUGACAAUGAUAGGUCGAAGKUCGCAACGGGAGCUCGAUCGAAAAGCUUUAGGUUCGAUUCAGAAUGCAGCAACGCCUUUCCAAKGGAGAUGUCUUUUUUUUGUUCAAGAAUGGUUGACACUUUGCGUUCACUUCGUGGUACUGGUAAUCGUUCCGGGCUAUAUUCAUUCAUGAAAGUUCCUCUCUGACACCUCUCCACAUUAAAGAUACCGUUCAAUG